Molecule: messenger RNA, 2697 nt
Organism: Scaptodrosophila lebanonensis
Lineage: Eukaryota; Metazoa; Arthropoda; Insecta; Diptera; Drosophilidae
Gene: Gcn5
Product: histone acetyltransferase KAT2A
Exons: 3
Coding region: 148-2538 (796 amino acids)
Biological process (GO): chromatin remodeling; positive regulation of transcription by RNA polymerase II
Cellular component (GO): histone acetyltransferase complex; nucleus
Molecular function (GO): histone H3 acetyltransferase activity; protein binding
Source: RefSeq, a predicted model, not a curated record
ACUCCUUCAUGGUCGGGAACUGCGGAUGAUCGCGAUAAAUCAGCAAGGAGCAAGGGAAUGCAUUCGUGAAUCCUUUUUCCUUGCCUAGUUGACUUUUCCUUAGGCGCAUAAUUUAAAGCCCACAAACAGGGAAAAUCGUAAAGAGGAAUGUCCGGCGGAUCGCUCAUAACGUUAAAAACCCAACCCAGCGAUGCAGCCAAUAGUGCGAAUGCUGCUGCCCAGCAGCAGCAAACAGCAAAUGGCGCAGCAGCUUCGUCUGCCCAAAAUGUAGGUGGAGGGAACGCACAGGAAGGAACUCGGCAAAACAGCUUACAGCGGAUUCAACAGCGUAAGCAGAAAGUGUUCAGCUUGCCAGUAUCACAGAAACUGGCGAAAUUGUCGAUGUACUCCGCUUGCCAGACGGAGGGCUGCCGUUGCACCGGAUGGAAAACUCCCCAGGAGAACAGACACCGUGAUGUAGAGUCUUCGUAUUGCCCGGAGUUUAGUGAGGAGUGUCGUAACGUUAGCUGCCGCCAUCCGCUGAGUGCCCACAUCGCUCAUCUUGAUGGCAUCUCGAACUCUAGCAUGGAUGAGUUACUGGGUGCCAUUAUUGACAUGGAGAACUUGUUUAUGUCAAUGCAGAGGGUGGAAGAUGAGGACACGAAAAAGGUAUAUUUAUAUUUGUUUCGGCUGUUGCGUCAAUGCGUGCUAACACGUCAGCAUCCCACCAUCCGUGGACCUUUGGGCGAUCCACCAUUCGAAUCCCCCUGCAUCACCAAGGCAGUCUUAUCCCUUGUGUUUUAUAAGUUCAACCAUUUAAAUCCAACGGAACUUCAAACAAUGACUGAAGUGGCAAAAACAUUCUUGAAUUUUUUAAACCACUACAACUUUGAGUCGCCAUCUGCACGUCGUGGAGACUUAAACCACGAGGAUGCCUCCAAUUAUAAGAUAAACUACACGCGAUGGUUGGUGUUUUGCCACGUUCCUGCCUUCUGUAACUCCUUGCGCCAAUUCGAAACGUCACUCGUGUUUGGAAAAACGCUACUUCGCACCGUAUUCCAAUACAUGUCUCAGCAACUGAAAAAGAAAUGCAUAUCUGAGCGCGAUCGCUUUCCGGAGGAUAAGCGUUCAAUAAUAACAUUGAUGCCGAAGUUUCUAGAAGGACUCAAAGCUGAGCUCCUAAAAGACAAUUCUCCUAUAUGGGACCCCAAUUACAGGCCACCAAAUGCAUUUGUCAUACAGCAACGUAAGCGCCACCAGGAAGCUAUACCUGCGACUAACAGUGGUAGUUCCGUAGUAGCUGCAAAUGGCAAACGCUCAAGCGCUGGAGAGCCGGUCAACAAGAGGGCCAAAAAGGAUGUGCUGGAGCGUAUUACCGAAAAUCAAGAUGACCUUCCCACAGAAGUGGUAAUGCGUGCCAUGAAAGCAGUAUCAGAGUCAAAAACAACGAACAAAGCUGAAAUUUUGUUUCCUGUAAAUGUGUCUCGUGAUGAAAAUGUCAAGGCCGAGGAGCAAAAGCGUGCCAUCGAAUUUCACGUUGUGGGUAAUUCACUCACAAAACCAGUUGAUAAGCAAACUAUGUUGUGGCUGUUGGGUCUCCAGCUUGUGUUUGCUUAUCAACUUCCCGAGAUGCCUCGCGAGUACAUAAGUCAACUGGUUUUCGAUACAAAACAUAAAACCUUAGCGCUCAUUAAAGAGAACCAGCCCAUUGGAGGCAUAUGUUUCCGUCCGUUUCCUACCCAGGGCUUCACCGAAAUUGUCUUCUGCGCAGUUACCAUGUCAGAGCAAGUUAAGGGCUACGGCACCCAUUUGAUGAACCACUUGAAAGAUUACAGCAUUCAACGUGGCAUUAAGCAUUUGCUUACAUUUGCCGAUUGUGAUGCCAUUGGCUAUUUUAAAAAGCAAGGCUUCUCUAAGGAUAUCAAGUUGGCUCGACCUGUGUAUGCUGGGUACAUUAAGGAAUAUGAUAGUGCAACGCUUAUGCACUGCGAGUUGCAUCCAAGCAUUGUGAAUACACAAUUUAUUGCAGUGAUCCGCAAUCAAAGUGAAAUUCUUAAGGAACUAAUUGCUCAACGUCACAAUGAAGUUCAAAAAGUUAGACCAGGUCUAACCUGUUUCAAAGAAGGUCUGCCGUCUAUCCCUGUGGAGUCUAUUCCUGGUCUUAGGGAAAUUGGUUGGAAGCCUCAAAUGCGCCCAGCCCGGGCUUCACGUCCCCUAGAGGAACCAUCUGAUCCAGAAAAACUGGCGUCUGCAUUUGCAUCUGUUUUGCAGUCGGUGCGCCAACAUAACACAGCCUGGCCCUUUCUGCGCCCCGUUACUGCUGCUGAGGUGCCCGACUACUACGACCACAUUAAGUACCCAAUGGACCUAAAAACAAUGGGCGAGCGUUUGAAAAAAGGCUAUUAUCAAACACGACGUUUGUUUAUGGCAGAUAUGGCUCGCAUAUUUACGAAUUGCCGUUUUUAUAAUUCACCUGACACUGAGUAUUUUCGCUGUGCAAAUUCCCUUGAGCGCUACUUCCAAACCAAAAUGCGAGAGCUGGGAUUGUGGGACAAAUGAUCUCCCGAACUCAUUGAUCUUCAAAGUACUGAAAAAGCAUAAAAGACCUUAGUUAAAAUUCGUUUCUAUCACUAAUUGAGUCUCACAGUUUUCAUUAUUUAUUUUAGGAUACCGAAAUCAUAAAAAAUUAUUUAAAAAUAAACUCAUGUAAGUAUUACA